Cercopithifilaria johnstoni is the source of this 309-nucleotide messenger RNA. The record is from the annotation of a GenBank genome assembly. Lineage: Eukaryota; Metazoa; Nematoda; Chromadorea; Rhabditida; Onchocercidae.
AUGGAAACGAUAUGUAUGGAAGAAAAAAGUGGAAGAAUUUUGUGCUGUGACUGUGGUGCUUCGAUUGAACCAAAUUCAAUGAAUAUGUGCUUUGCAUGCGUGCAGUCACGUAUUGAUAUUACAGAAGGGAUAACGAAACAGAGUCGAGCUUUCAUGUGUAAAUUCUGCAAUCGAUGGUUGAUACCACCGAAUGGAUGGGUUCAUGCACAACGAGAAUCCAAGGAAAUGCUUGCCAUAUUGUUGAAAAAACUAAGGCCCACAAUGACGAAGGUAGCGCUUAUGCUAUUGAAUCAAAAUCCAUUACGUUAG